Messenger RNA from Rhinichthys klamathensis goyatoka, 1681 nucleotides. It is a transcript of the gene oser1, whose product is annotated as oxidative stress responsive serine-rich 1. Gene Ontology annotation, biological process: cellular response to hydrogen peroxide. The transcript is spliced from 4 exons. Lineage: Eukaryota; Metazoa; Chordata; Actinopteri; Cypriniformes; Leuciscidae. The record is from RefSeq and is a predicted model, not a curated record. The coding region runs from base 342 to 1226 and encodes 294 amino acids.
CGUCAUCAAGAGCUGCGUUGUUGCAGAGUCACUCUUGGGUUGAGUGUAAACAAGAGACUAGCGAGAGAAAAAUCUAGAAUAUUGUGUAUGCUUUAUUGAUUACUUCCAAUUAUUGUGAGUAGUUACUACAUUUACGUAGUAUCUAGGUCAAGUUAUGCCCGACGACAGCCUGUUAUCGGUCGAUUUAAAGCGAGUUUUUUCACAGAUAUCGUUUCUGCAGGCUGACUGGCUAACGUUAGCUUUGUGAGCACACAGACCCUCAUAACAGGAGAAACAAGCUCCUAUAUGUCUAGGCUUUACACGGGCUUUGGUCCUUUGGCCUUUUAAGGCUGUCUAACAUUAUGGCUGCUGUGGAGAAAGUAGAAAAGGAGUGUGAGGAGGAGACCCUGCAGACCGCUUUUAAGAAACUGCGUGUGGAUGCUGAAAGUUCCACAAACACAGUCCGCGUCUCGGAGUCUUUGGCUUCCAGAUUGGUUGUUCGAGGCAGUCCGGACGGAGCCAAAUCCAAGAUGACCUCCUCGAAAGAUAACUGGCUUGGAUGCACGAGAAAGUCGUCCAGAGGAAUUGUGAGAAGCCAGCGACGCAGACGAUCAAAAUCUCCGAUCCUUCAUCCUCCGAAGUUUACCUACUGCAGCAAAAUGUCCCCUCCUCCUGGACACCUGAAACACAAGACCCCGCCAGAGCCCGACGACACCAGCGGCGUCAAGAAAGAAGUGGCGUUCUCUGCCCCGUGCUCCACUGUAUUCGGGGUCGUUGGGUAUGAAACCCAUCUCCCUUAUCCUAAGGGUCAGGAGCCGCCCCUCAGUCCGAGAAAGCCGUCGGAUGACGAGAGCUCUCCCGAAAACAGGCCCGCUUUAGGAUGUGGGCCGGGAUCUCAGGAGGCGGGCGAAGGUAAGGCUGUUCCGCCUGACUUUAAAACUCUGUCCAAGUUGCAGGAAGCCGGUCAGUGCCCGUGUGGGCAACGAGAAUGCCAGUGUCCCGGUUGGCAGGGGGUCGAGGUUUACUCAUUCACCGGCCUUCGUGACGUGAUCUCCGAAUGUGAACUUCCGAACAGCAGAACUUCCAUUGGGAGUAAUAACGGAACUUCCAGCUCCCCUCGGUCUUGUUCCGAACAGGCCCGCGCCUACGUGGAUGACAUCACAAUAGAGGACCUUUCCGGAUACAUGGAAUAUUACCUUUACAUCCCCAAGAAGAUGUCGCACAUGGCCGAGAUGAUGUACACCUGAAAAAUGAAAUUUAACGAAGCAAAUUGAAGUAUCAUUAAAGAUGGAUAAUGGGUACUUUUAAGAAAAAACCAUUGAUUUAUUUAAAAAGAAUAAUAAAAAAUAGUAAUGAAGAUGUUAUCUAAAUGCAGUUCUACUUGUAUGGAGGAUUUAUGAUGUUUGUUCUUUCUCCAGAACAUCCGGACAACACGUGCUGACUAAGAAUCAUGGGAGCAUGACUCAUUCUGUGAUUUACUGCUAACUUUCCUUUGUUUUUGUUUGAUUUUUCUUGAUAACUGUUAUGUUUGGUUUACAUUUUAAAGUUGCCAAAGGUCUAUCCCAGAGACUGCAGGUUUGAUUUCACUGAUAUAUGCAAACUUCCACAAUGCCAUUGCCAUGUGAUAAUUCUGUUCACCGUGACCGAGGCUGUGAUGUCAUCUUAAUUUUCAAUAAAACCGCAUUUUGGGGAUUGUUCAUGA